GUAUGAUUGAGUUAGUCUUGCGCUUAUAGUCAACCAGGAUAAGAGUUCACUUGGGGACAAACAAUAGUUCUUGAGUACCGGCCACGUCCAGAAUGUAGGCUCGGAUCGUGACAGUGCAUGCGUGCCUGCAUGCCUAAUUCAUUAAUAGUGACGAUCCAACAACAACAACAACAAUAAUAAUAAUAAUAACAACAAUAUGUGAUGUGUUGAAUAAUAUUUUCUACUAUCUAACUUCUCACAACAAAUUAAAAUCUAUAUAAAGGUUACAAUGUUACUAACAUUUUCUCACCACUUUCUUUCCAAAACUUAUUGUAAUUGAAGAAAAUAUGGGUGUGAAAGGCAAAUUAAUUGCUUCAGUGGAGGUAAAGUGUAAAGAACACCCAAUUCUUGAUUUUUUUCACAUCCAUACCCAUCAUAUACCUAAUAUAAGUCCUAAUAUUAUCAACCAUUUGGAGAUACACGCAGGUGAAGCUGUAAAAGUUGGUUCGAUCGUUAGCUGCAAUUAUAACGAAGCUGGACAAAAGAAGUCUGCUAAGCAAGUAAUUGAAGCCAUCGAUCUUGAUAAGAAAUCAAUCACUUGGAAAGUGAUUGAAGGAGAUGUGUUAGAUUUGUAUAGUUCCUUUACUGGUACCCUAUCUUGUGAACAUGAGUGGACAACAUGGACAAUUGAAUACGAAAAGAAAAAUGAAGAUAUUCCAGAGCCUCUCAUUCAAUUGGGUCUUCUCCUUGACUUAACCAAGGAUAUAGAGCGUCACCUUUUCAAGAAAUAAAGGAUAUACGAAAAGAAAUAAAAGAUGUAUAUCAAUGUGUGUUUGUGUUUGUGUUUGUGUCACCUUUUCAAGAAAUAAAGGAUAUACAAAAAGAAAUAAAAGAUGUAUAUCAAUGUGUGUUUGUGUUUGUGUUUGUGUUUGUGUGAUGAUAAUUUGCAAUAUUGGCUAGCUCUAGCUAGCGUGUGGAAUAAAUAAUAUUGUGUGAAGAGUAUAUUAUAAUAUGUAUCUCUUUCUAUGAAUGUAUGUAUUUUCAAUGGUCAAUAUAUGUAAAAUAUUAUGCA
Molecule: messenger RNA, 1051 nt
Organism: Solanum pennellii
Lineage: Eukaryota; Viridiplantae; Streptophyta; Magnoliopsida; Solanales; Solanaceae
Product: kirola-like
Exons: 2
Coding region: 327-770 (147 amino acids)
Biological process (GO): defense response
Source: RefSeq, a predicted model, not a curated record